This is a messenger RNA of Amaranthus tricolor (Joseph's coat), 1814 nucleotides long. RefSeq names its product equilibrative nucleotide transporter 1-like. Gene Ontology annotation, biological process: nucleoside transmembrane transport. Lineage: Eukaryota; Viridiplantae; Streptophyta; Magnoliopsida; Caryophyllales; Amaranthaceae. Gene Ontology annotation, molecular function: nucleoside transmembrane transporter activity. The transcript has 2 exons. Gene Ontology annotation, cellular component: plasma membrane. The coding region runs from base 86 to 1528 and encodes 480 amino acids. The record is from RefSeq and is a predicted model, not a curated record.
AAAAUGAAACAGAUACAUCUCACUUGAGAUAAGUCUCAUUUGGAAAUUUGUGUUAUAAUUCUAGGACGUAAGUUUAGGGAUAACAAUGGAUAUUGACCCUUUCGAGUCCAGGGCCUUAAAAAUUGGAUUCGUGUCGGAUCCAUAUUCAUUUAUAUUCCAGGGAUCCGGGUCCGGAUCUAAAAAAAAAAACGGUAUGCCCAUCUAUUAUCGUCCUCUUCCCUUUAACCACCCAACUCGUUACUUGCACAUAAAAAACAAACUCUGUUCCAAAAAACCAGUAACUGCAAAAAUGGGAUUAACAGAUAGGAACUUCGCCGAUGAAGCAACAAUUUCUCUGAUCUCCAGUGAACCCCCGAAAGACAUCCCUAAAGACUCAUUCCACUUUGCAUAUAUAAUCUUCUUCACUUUAGGAGCUGGGUUUUUACUUCCAUGGAAUGGUUUCAUCACGGCCGUUGAUUACUUUGACUAUCUUUACCCUGAUCGUAGUGUUGAUCGCAUCUUUGCUGUUGUUUAUAUGCUUGUGGCUCUUUUCUCUCUGCUUAUUAUCAUCUUUUCACCCAGGAAAUCUGAUGCUUUUGUUAGGAUCAAUGUUGGAUUGGGACUGUUUGUGGUGUCCUUGCUUAUUGUGCCUCUUAUGGAUGUGGUCUUUAUUAAGGGAAAAAUUGGGCUUUAUGAUGGGUUUUAUGUGACUGUGGGAGCUUUGGGUCUUUCUGGGUUGGCUGAUGCUUUGGUUCAAGGUGGGCUUAUUGGGUCUGCAGGUGAGAUGCCGGAGAGAUAUAUGCAAGCUGUUGUUGCUGGAACUGCUGCUUCAGGCGUCUUUGUUUCCUUUCUAAGAAUUUUUACAAAAGCAGUAUAUCCGCAAGAUUACCAUGGCUUGAGGAAUAGUGCAAUCCUAUACUUCAUUGUUGGGAUCGUACUUAUGAUUAUCUGUGUUGUCUUCUAUAAUGUGGCCCAUAGACUUCCGGUUAUCAAGUACUACAAUGAGCUCAAACGACAGGCUGUAAACGAGGCAAAAGAGGAGAAGGGGCCUUUAUCUGGCCCUGUCUGGGAUAUAAUCGGAAGAAUCAAAUGGCACGGGGUUGGAAUCGUAAUAAUUUAUGUUGUGACUCUAUCCAUCUUUCCUGGUUUCAUUACUGAAGAUGUUCAUUCAGCAUUACUUGGAGAUUGGUACCCAAUUCUCCUCAUUACUAGCUUCAAUGUAUUUGAUUUAGUGGGCAAGUCUUUAACUUCCCUCCAUCUCCUUGAGAAUGAAAAUGCUGCAGUUGGUGCCUGUUUUGCUCGACUUCUGUUUUAUCCUCUCUAUUGGGGAUGCUUGCAUGGUCCUCAAUUUUUCCGAACUGAGAUUCCUGUGACGGUGCUCACUUCUCUCUUGGGGCUGACAAAUGGCUAUUUCACAAGCGUGUUAAUGAUAUUGGCUCCCAAAACCGUCCAACUUCAACAUGCAGAAACAGCAGGGAUUUUAGUUGUGCUGUUCUUGAUUGUUGGCUUGGCUUUCGGUUCGAUUGUGUCUUGGUUUUGGGUCAUCUGAUUCUAUUGCAAUGUGUAUUACCUGCCAUGACUCAUAUCCAGUUGGUAUAUCUCAGCUUGAGUUCUCUCAUGUUUCUGAGAUCAGAUUCAACCCUUGUGAAGUGAAAGAAGGGAAGAGACAUGUCCCGAGCUUGUUUCAUGCCCGAUCUCUCAUCAUUGAAGGGGCAAUCAAGGUUGUAUUUUAAAUUGAAAAUCUACGUAAGAUGUAGUCCUUUACAUUUCUAGCCAUGUAAGUUUUUCUCCUUCCUCUUAUAUUAAUGCAAAAAUAUUGAAAGGAAUUUAUUUAA